Messenger RNA from Cajanus cajan (pigeon pea), 1799 nucleotides. RefSeq names its product protein DETOXIFICATION 40. NCBI's taxonomy places the organism in Eukaryota, Viridiplantae, Streptophyta, Magnoliopsida, Fabales, Fabaceae. The record is from RefSeq and is a predicted model, not a curated record. Gene Ontology annotation, molecular function: xenobiotic transmembrane transporter activity; antiporter activity. Gene Ontology annotation, cellular component: membrane. Gene Ontology annotation, biological process: xenobiotic detoxification by transmembrane export across the plasma membrane.
CGAGAAUAAAAGCAUGUAUAUUAUAGAACUGCGUACGUCAUGCCAUGCAUCAGCAUCUUGAUCUGAUCCAUCUCCACAUUACAUGAGACGCUAUUUCCACAGUUUCACUACACAACACAGCUAACUAGCUCACAUGGAGACCCAAGAUGAACUUACUCAACCUUUGCUAAACUCAACGCAUCACCACACACCAGCAGCAGAUUCUCGUCUGGAGGAGGUUCUAUCAGACACAAGCCUGCCAUGCUCCAAACGCCUCCUAUCAGCCACAUGGAUCGAACUCAAACUCCUCUUCCCCCUCGCUGCACCUGCCAUCCUCGUUUACCUCAUCAACAACCUCAUGUCUAGCAUUACUCGAGCCUUUGCCGGCCACCUCGGCAACCUUCAACUCGCUGCUGCCAACCUCGGCAAUAGCGGGAUUCAGCUCUUCGCCUUUGGCCUAAUGUUGGGCAUGGGAAGUGCCGUGGAGACCUUAUGUGGCCAAGCGUACGGUGCUAACAAAUAUGAAAUGUUAGGAAUAUACAUGCAGAGAGCUAUUAUCGUUCUGAGCAUAACCGGGAUUCCCUUAACCGUGGUUUACAUAUUUUGUAAACCGCUCCUGCUCUUGCUGGGUGAGCCACCUGAGCUAGCAUCAGUUGCUGCGGUGUUCGUGUACGGUUUGAUCCCGCAGAUAUACGCUUACGCGGUGAACUUCCCCAUACAGAAGUUUCUCCAAUCCCAAAGCGUGGUGGCACCCAGCACUUACAUUUCCGCGGCCACGCUGCUGUUGCAUUUCGUGCUGAGUUGGGUGGUGGUCUACAAGUUGGGGUUUGGGCUCAUUGGGUCGUCUUUGACGCUGAGUUUGUCUUGGUGGAUCAUUGUGGUGGCCCAGUUCUUGUACAUACUUACUGCCCCAAAGUUUAAGCAUACAUGGAACGGGUUCAGCGUUAAGGCCUUCUCUGGGCUCUGGGAUUUUGUCAAGUUAUCGGCUGCCUCGGCGGUGAUGCUGUGUUUGGAGAUUUGGUAUUUUCAGGUGCUGGUGCUCAUCACUGGCCUCCUUGAUAACCCUCAGCUAUCUCUUGAUGCUAUCUCUGUUUGCAUGGCAGUAACAGGGUUGAUGCUUCAGAUUGGAACUGGAUUUAAUGCAGCUGCAAGUGUGCGGGUGAGCAACGAGUUGGGGGCUGGACAUCCGAAAUCAGCAGCAUUUUCAGUAAUUGUGGUGAAUAUGGUUUCUUUGAUAAUUGCGGUGAUAGAAGCAAUGGUGGUCCUUUCACUUCGUCAUGUUCUGAGCUAUGCAUUCACAGAUGGUGAAACUGUGGCUAAUGCUGUCUCGGAUCUCUGUCCCUACUUGGCCAUCACUCUCAUUCUCAAUGGCAUCCAACCCGUACUCUCUGGAGUGGCCGUUGGAUGUGGAUGGCAAGCCCUUGUGGCCUAUAUAAAUGUGGGCUGUUAUUAUGGGGUGGGAGUUCCUGUCGGUUGUGUCUUGGGCUUCAAGUUCAACCUAGGCGUCCAGGGAAUAUGGUCCGGCAUGAUUGGAGGAACAAUGUUGCAGACCCUCAUUUUAUUAUGGAUCACCCUUCGCACCAAUUGGAAUACAGAGGUGAAUACAGCAAAGAAACGAUUGGAGAAGUGGGAAUACAAGAAUUUGGAGCCUCAAGUCCAAAGUUGAACAUGUGCCCUGCUGGUUGCUGUUACCUCAGAUCAUUGGAAUGCAUAGCAGGCACAUUAAGAGCCAUUAUCAUUUGUCUAACAAAUAUUGUUGUGUUCAGGACGGAUCUAUAAAUAAGGGUGGGGCAAUUGCCCCCACUGAUUCUUUAUCCUCA